Phyllostomus discolor (pale spear-nosed bat) is the source of this 912-nucleotide messenger RNA. RefSeq names its product olfactory receptor 56A1-like. Gene Ontology annotation, biological process: G protein-coupled receptor signaling pathway. Lineage: Eukaryota; Metazoa; Chordata; Mammalia; Chiroptera; Phyllostomidae. Gene Ontology annotation, cellular component: membrane. The record is from RefSeq and is a predicted model, not a curated record. Gene Ontology annotation, molecular function: olfactory receptor activity.
CUGAAACUCGUGGGGGCCAGUGCCAUCCUCCUGAUCACCAGCUUGCUAGAGGCUUCUCUGCAUGAGCCCAUAUGCUACCUGCUCAGCCUCCUUUCCCUGCUGGACAUUGUGCUCUGCUUCACUGUCAUCCCCAAGGUCCUGGCCAUCUUCUGGUUUGACCUCAGGUCAACCAGCUUCUCUGCCUGCUUCCUGCAGAUGUUCAUCAUGAAAAGUUUUCUUGCCAUGGAGUCUUGCACAUUCAUGGUCAUGGCCUAUAACUACUACAUGACCAUCUUCCACCCACUACAAUACUCAUCCAUCAUCACUAGCCAGUUUGCUGCCAUCACUCAUAAUGCUUUGCUGCUCUCACCAGUCCUCUUUCUCUCUGCCCGGCUGCAUUACUGUGGAAAAAAUGUUAUUGAGAACUGCAUCUGUGCCAAUCUGUCUGUGUCUAGGCUCUCCUGUGACAAUUUCACCCUGAACAGAAUCUACCAAUUUGUGGCUGGUUGGACCUUACUGGGCUCAGAUUUCAUUCUCAUCUUCUCUUACAUCUUCAUCCUAAGAACUGUGCUUAGAUUCAAGGCUGAGGAGACUGCAGUCAAAGCCCUGAGCACAUGUGGCUCCCACUUCAUCCUCAUCCUGUUCUUCAGCACCAUCCUGUUGGUUGUGUUAUUGACAAAUGUGGGGAAGAGGGUCCCCAUGGACAUCCUGAUCCUGCUAAAUGUCCUUCAUCACCUCAUACUCCUAUUGCUUAUGCACCAGAUCCUUGACUUCUGGAUUCUAGGCAAGUUCUUACCUCAGUUUCAAACCUCUCCAUCCUUUACAUCCCAGCUCCCUACCUGCAGGAGCACCAUUGACAGAGUUCCCAAAGGAGACAGCUCAUCUUUCCCCAUGUCUCUGCUUCCCAAGCCACCUUUUUCCAUCUGGGUCUAA